Molecule: messenger RNA, 2176 nt
Organism: Amborella trichopoda
Lineage: Eukaryota; Viridiplantae; Streptophyta; Magnoliopsida; Amborellales; Amborellaceae
Product: pentatricopeptide repeat-containing protein At4g33170
Biological process (GO): RNA modification
Molecular function (GO): zinc ion binding; RNA binding; protein binding
Source: RefSeq, a predicted model, not a curated record
CUUUAAAUGUAAACACCAUAUUAUGCUGGCUUUUAAUGUAUACAGGAAUUCCAAAUUGAUGAUAGUGCUACUUGUGAGCACCCAUGUCAUCUUGCAGUCACUAUUUUGGACCUCCCACCGUUGCUGCCUCAGCUUCAACGAGCAGCACCUGGGACCCAUUCACUUCCCUUUCCCUAAAACACCCUGCCCUUGUAUUUCUAGAGAAAUGCAGAACAAGGAAACAGUUUAAGCAAAUCCUUGCCCAUAUGAUUAGGCUCCAUCUAGCCUUCCAAACUUUCCCGAUGAGUAGGCUCCUCUUCUUCUCUGCUGUCUCUCACCCUGAGAACCAAGACAUGGCUUUCCUCCUCUUCCAACACCUCACUCCCCAACCCAACCUCUUCAUCUAUAACACCAUGAUCUCCUCUCUCUCCUCUCACAGCUUCCUCUCUCUCUACAGAACUUCUCAACCCUCCCUCUCUUUUUACAAAUCUUGUAGUCUGUCCCACCCUCUCUACAAAACCUAUAAUCCCUCCCUAUCUCUCUACAAGUCCAUGCUUUUGGCAGACAUCGCUCCUGAUAAGCACACACUCCUUGCCCUACUCAAGGCCUCCCCAUGCCUAUCUGAGGUGAGGCAGAUACACAGCCAUGCCAUAGCGACCGGCUUUUUCCCCUCGUAUCCCUAUCUCCAGAACGCUUUCAUCAAGGUCUAUUCGGAUCGCCAAAGGGUAGAUUUGGCAAGCCAGGUAUUCAAUCAGAUGCAUGAUUCUCAAGAUGUUGUCUCAUGGAAUUCCAUGAUCAUGGGUCAUGCACGCCAUGGAUGCCCUUACAAGGCUCUGUGGCUAUUUCAUGACAUGGGAGUUGCUGGCAUCAUAGCUGAUGAGUUCACCUUGGUGGGUUCACUCGUAGCAUGUGGGCGUAUUGAGGAUGCAUCCAUGGGGAAGUCCAUCCAUGCAUGGACCAUAUGUCAUUGGGGUCCAAGUAAUAUCAACAUGACUAUGAGCAAUGCCUUCAUUGAUAUGUAUGUGAAGUGUGGAGAAUUGGGUUUUGCCAAAAGGGUGUUCAAUGGGCUUAUGGAGAAGGACAUAUUCUCGUGGAACACCAUGAUUGCAGGUUAUGCAAAAAUUGGAGAAUUAGGUCUUGCUCUGAGGCUCUUUUAUGAGAUGCCAAGUCGGGAUCAAGUCUCCUGGAACUCGAUCAUUGAUGGGUAUGCACAGAAAGGGAAUUUUGGGGUUGUUAUGGAACUCUUUGUUGAAAUGCUGGCUCAAAAUGCAGUACCGGACAGAGCCACAAUCCUGAGCCUUGUCGCUGCAGCAGGGGAGGCAGGAGCUUUGGACCAAGGGAGAUGGGUUCAUGGGUGGGUGCAACGAGCCCAUAUUGACAUGGACCCAUUUCUAUGUUCAGCUCUUAUAACCAUGUAUUGUAAAUGCGGUAGUGUAGAACAUGCCAAAAAAGUGUUCAAACUUGCUAGAGAGAGGGAUGUUUUAAUAUGGACCGCCAUGAUUUCAGGCCUCGCAUUUCAUGGAUAUGGAACUGAUGCUCUUGGACUAUUCUCACAAAUGCAGAAUGUGGGUUUAAAACCUAAUGAGGUGACAUUUAUUGGAGUCCUUGCAGCUUGCAGUCACAGUGGAAUGGUAUCUGAAGGCCUUGGGCUUUUUGCUGAUAUGAGCCAACUUUAUGGCAUUGAACCGGGGGUUGCACACUAUGGAUGUGUUGUAGACCUUCUUGGUCGAGCAGGAAUGUUAAAAGAGGCAAGUGCUUUGAUUGAGAAGAUGCCUAUGAAGCCAAGCAGCUCAAUUUGGGGUACCAUUCUUAGUGCAUGCAGAGUGCAUGGAGAGGUGGAAUUUGCAGAGGUUUCUAUGAGGGAGCUGGUUAAGCUUGAGCCAGAGAGAGAAGGGGCUUAUGUGCUUUUGUCGAAUGUGUACUCAGCUUCUCAGAGAUGGGGAGAAGCUCGUAGAGUCAGAGAAGCCAUGGAUAGAAGAGGGGUGAGGAAGGUGGCUGGGUUUAGUAGCAUAAUUGUUGAUGGGGUCGUUCAUAAUUUUAUUGCUUCAGAUAAGAGGCAUCCAUUGAGUGAUGAGAUAUAUAGUGUUUUGCUUGAUAUUAGUAGAGAGAUGAAGUCUGCUGUAUAUGUUUGUGGGUUCCAAGAGCUAUGGAUGGAGACAAUUUUGGAAUGAGGCCUGUUGCUUCAAUUUGCAAUGUA